This is a messenger RNA of Boleophthalmus pectinirostris (great blue-spotted mudskipper), 7339 nucleotides long. RefSeq names its product autophagy related 2A (gene atg2a). Bases 351 to 6335 code for a protein of 1994 amino acids. Gene Ontology annotation, biological process: autophagosome assembly; autophagy of mitochondrion; reticulophagy. Gene Ontology annotation, molecular function: phosphatidylinositol-3-phosphate binding. The transcript has 42 exons. Gene Ontology annotation, cellular component: phagophore assembly site; extrinsic component of membrane. Lineage: Eukaryota; Metazoa; Chordata; Actinopteri; Gobiiformes; Gobiidae. The record is from RefSeq and is a predicted model, not a curated record.
GCCGUCACAUAACAAUAAACAACCCUGAGACGAGGAUACGCACCUAGAGGACCGAAACAAACCUGCCAAAAUAUGAACCGAAACGACCGUCGGAAUUUAGAGUAAUUAACGACUUGUCAUUAAGUCUUCUGGGUCGCAUCGGCUCUGAUAGAAUUUUGAGUGUCAGUCUUAGGGGCUAACAGGAGUUGUGGACUAUCUUUUCCUUAGCCCCCAGUAGCUAGCUUCGAUUCCUUUUCCAUUCCUUGUUUUUGUACGCUCAGUGUUGGGUCUGUUAUGCAGUUGUUAGAGGACUGUUGUCGUACUCGUUCUCCGCCAGCUCUUCGUUCCCUCUCCCCGCUAUCUCUGGCCCCAUGUCUCGCUGGCUUUUCCCCUGGUCGGGCUCCAUCAAGAAGCGGGCCUGUCGAUACCUUUUACAGCACUACCUCGGACACUUUCUGCAAGAAAGACUAAGCUUGGACCAACUGGGCUUGGAUUUAUAUAACGGCAGCGGUGUUAUCAAGGAAAUAAACCUCGAUGUCUGGGCGGUCAACGAGCUAUUGGAGUCUUUGGGGGCCCCUCUGGAGAUAGUUGAUGGCUUUGUAAGCAGUAUAACUGUAACCAUCCCAUGGCAAGCUCUGCUCACCGAUCACUGCACCUUGGAAGUCUCUGGUCUACAGAUAACAUGUCGACCCAAGUACAGGACAAGUGGAGGGUGGGACUCACAAGUUUGGUCAUCAAGCAUGACAUCCAGCAUGCAGCUGGCCCAGGAGUGUCUGAAGGACCCUCCUGAGACAUCAGAAGACCCACCAGCCCCGUUGGAGGGGCUUGAAAUGUUUGCACAAACUAUUGAGACGGUUUUACGUCGCAUUAAAGUCACCUUUAUAGACACUAUUGUUCGCAUUGAGCAUCAUCCCCUGGAUCUGGAAACAGGUGUGGCCUUGGAAGUGCAAAUCAAACGGCUGGAGUACUUUGAUGAAGCAGUGCGGGACCCUACUAGUCAGACAGCUGUGCCAGUUGACAUACACCAGCCCCCUGCUGUCCUGCACAAGAUCCUGCAGCUGAGUGCUGUUCAGCUUUUUUAUGACAGCACUGGUAUAGGACAGGAUCACCCUGAACAUAAAGAUGCAGUCAGUGAGGGACACAAAGAGGGUGAUGAAGGUGGCAAUGAGGGGAAGUCGUCCCCUGUCUCUCAGCCUCUUCUCAUUGGAAGCUGCUCUGGCUUUAUUGAAACUAUUGUCAAGAUCAAACAGAAUGACAUGCUUCCUGGACCAAAGUUUGAGUUAGAUGGGAAGGUGGGCUGUGUUCACAUGCUGCUGUCUCCAGAUCAAAUAACCCAUCUCACCGACCUGUUAGCAGCCCUCUGCAUAAACACAGAGGUUGAUAGUAAGGUUGGUGGAGUGCACUGUCGUCCUCUAGACUCAGAUGAUUUCCGUAUGAUUGAGGAAGAUCUCAGUAAACAACUUGGUUCUAGCCCAAGAGAUGCAGAGUGGGAAGAUGAAGCCGAGCUGGAACCUUAUGUGACUGGGCUGGAAAAUGGAGAAAUGUUUUACUCAAUGGGUCCUGCAGGGAUGACUAGUAGUGUUACAUCUGUUCGUUCUGGAAGUGAGAUGUCAGACAGUGAUAUGGAGUCUUCUUCUCAUAGUCUUUCUAGUCUUGCCCAACCCACAGUAUUAACUGUACAGGGGAUGGUGAAUUGUCCAAGACGAUAUCCAGUAGCUGGCUGCUUGUCAAGUCUCCCACAAUCCAACACAAGGCUCAGAGGACGAUCACGUAGCAGCCAAGCAGAACAGAUGAAGCCUGAUGCCCUGCUACGUCUCACACUUGGUGGGCUUACACUCACUCUUCUUCAAGAGGAUCCAUCCACCAGCAGCCAAAUGGCCAGACCUUUAGCCCAGGUGUCUCAGGUCUUCUUUAAGGAGCUGGUGUCCUUUAAGGACAGCAUGUUUAGUGAAAGAGACUUCCACCAUUUAAGAAGUAGCUUUGCUAAAGCUUGUCCACAUUCCCACCUCAGGUUAACUGGAGCAGCAGUGCAGGUUUCUUGUGAAAUGCGGAGUGGAAGACGCAGCAGUCGUGCAGUGACCUCUGACCUCUCCUUCAGCAGACUGGAGCUGCUGGAGUGCCUUUGGGAGGAAGGCAAGCCACAAUACAGUGAGCUGAUUCAGUUUCAGAAAGCAGGUUUGUUCACAGUGGGAUGUACAGCCAGACCAUGUGCUCAGCUGCACUACAGCCUCAGUGAAAAACAGCAGAGAAAGGGUAAACAGCGGAUCUUCAGAAAAGAAAGUGUGGUGCGAAUAGAAUUAGCCGAGCUGACCGCAGAGUUGGACCUGGACAUCCUCAGUCGUUUGAGUAACCUGAGCAGAGCCUUCAGUCACUGCCCGUCACAGAGUCCAAGCCCCGGGCAUACACAGACCCAGGGCAGUGAGCUGUAUUCUUCCUUCUCUCUUCUCUCUCCUCACGCUGUCCUCAGAUUGCGCUUUCCCAUACCAGACUUGCGGCCUCCAUCAAAGCGCAGACUCCCAACCCAAAGAGCUGUUCGUCAAGAGACCUUGGUCCUGGAAUUGGAUGAACUAGAGGUCAAACACCAAGAAGCUCCAGACCUCCAGGAGCAGACCAUGCCGGGACAGCCUUGGGCACCCAGCCUCACUCAGUUGCUUGAGGCUUCCUUUACCAACCUUCAUGGGUCUUAUGAGGGCUGGGAAGGAGGCUCUUUCCCAUGUGUCAGAGUACAGAAGAGUAAAGACUCUAUCCCCAGGAUCUCAGUGCGUGUCCGUGGUGGGGAGGCCCAUGUCCCAGCUGCAGGAAUGGGUGGAGUGGGCCUCAUCAGAGACCAAGGAGCUGCCUUUUUUGAAAGCCACUGUGAACUUCAAGAUAAAACAAGCUCACCCUUCUCUUCUAACCGGACAAUGUUUGAAACGGAAGAGAUGGUGAUUCCUGCAGAUGCAGAAGAGAUGAAACAGUUUCAAGCCCAGUCUGUUGCUCAUUGUCAGUGUGCUGUGGAUAUCAGCCUGCCUUUGGUUUACAUUCUGCUGCCUAGUAAACAGGCCUUCCAGAGUAUCUACAACAGGAUCAAUAACGAUCUCCUGAUGUGGGAACCACCACCACCUCCUCCUUCAAACCAUAGCCCUGACCAAAGCCAUAGGUAUGAUGAGUUUCAUCUCUGCAAAUCAGCCUUCAGACUGGACUCUGACUCAGAGGAAGAUGAGCCCUCUUACCACUUGGCCAAUGAUUUGUCUGGAAAAACUCAGACAGCUGCUCGUCCCUGCCACAACCUCAGCCUUCUCUCCCUCACUGUGAUCAUGGACAAAGGUCGUCUUCAGGCGCGAACAGAUGAGAAGGAAGAACAAGGUCAAGGAGAAUUUGUAUUGGAUCUUGAAGGAGGAAAAAUCUUCAGUGUGGCACAGUAUCAGAAUGACCCUAACCUAAACUACCUAUGUGUAGAAAGCAGAAAAGUUGAGCUCUACCAUCGAGCUGUAGUGAAAGAUCUCUUAAUGCCGGCACACUUGGAGAUCCCUAGUUUUACCCCACCAAAGCACCUAGACCCUACUAUCUAUCCCACAGAAGCUGGUGUGAGCAGUGUCAGUGGCAGAGAGGCUGACACCAUGAUGUUGUCCACAGCUAUCAAAAUCACACUUGACCUCCAAAAAAAUGUUAAAGAAUUCCUAGUCGCUUUACGAUUGCAAGGAGCCACCAUGAGACAUUACAUGACACAAACGGAUCAAAGUUGGCAUGAACAGCUUGUUGAAUUUCUUGAUGUUAUUGAUGAUCCCAUUCUGGGAUACACUGCUCCUGCUGUCAUCACUGUUCUCCAUACACACCUUGCUUCCUGUGCUGUUGACUACCGACCACUCUAUUUACCAUUGCGAGUGUUGCUCACAGCAGAGUCUUUCUCAUUGUCCAGUAAUAUCAUCGUUGACACUGCAACAUUUCACCUCAGAUUUAUUCUAGAUGAUUCUGCCCUCUACCUCUCUGAUAAAUGUGAGACUGACACAGUGGACUUGAGAAAAGACUAUGUGUGUAUUCUGGACAUUGACUUGUUGGAACUUGCCAUUACCACAUGGAAAGGAAAUUGUACGGGCAAACUUUCUCAACCACUUUUUGAGCUGCGUUGCUCAAAUAAUGUGGUUCACAUUCACACCUGUGCUGAUUCCUGUGCUGCUCUGGUCAAUUUGCUGCAGUACCUGGUCUCACAGGGCGACCUACAUCCUCCUCCACGUCAUGCUUCCCCUACAGAAAUUGCUGGCCAGAAAUUACCACUAGCAGAAACUCCUGUGUCUGUGGUGGCCUGCCCUCCAGCUGAAACAGCUGAGAUUAACCAAUGUGAUCUAACAGAUGCCUUAAUUGAUACAGAGAAGAGCCACACUGAAGAAAGUUUGGAGACGGGGGCCUGCUCCGUGCCACGAGGCUCUCCCGUGUCUGUGUACCUGUUUCCUGGUGAAGCCUCGAAGCACAGCCCCACUGGUCUCCAUGACAAUGAGUCAGAGCUGGAUGGACUGGUUACUACAGCAACAGAAGCUCAACCAGACAUGGCAAUGUCAGAUGAAGCAUCAGAUGGCUCCACUGACAAUGAUGACUUCUGCAUUUUAGAGGCUCCAGGCAUUGGUAUUCCUCCCAGAGAUGGGGAGCCAGUGGUUACAGUUCUAGCCCAGGGUCCCAUACGAGUGAAAGAGAGUCAUUUCUCCAGACCCAGAGGUAGCUCAGACCUGCUCCGUGCACCAAGCCGCUUCCCUGUGCCCAAAAACAGGAUGGUGCUGCGAGAAAUUUCUGUGGUCUGGCAUCUUUAUGGAGGAAAAGAUUUUGGAGGCAAAUCCAUUUCUAUACAUAAUCAAAAUGCUAACAGGGCUCGUUCAGUUCCUGCUGGUGUUCGAGGAUCACCGUCCCGCUCUGUGGGCUCUUCUCGUCCACAAAACUCCUGGCGCUGGGCUGGAGGCAGCGGUCGCCAACACUCAUUGCUAAUGGAGAUCCAGCUAACCAAGGUUUCAUUUCAACAUGAAACCUACCCAGUUGCUAUAGCAUCACAUGAGGGGGACGGAUCCCUGCCUGCAGGUGGAAUAAUAGGCCUAAGCGGAGAGCAGCCACUGUCCAGACAAGUGUUCAUAGUCCAGGAGCUAGAGGUGCGGGACCGCCUGGCUUCCUCACAAAUAAACAAAUUCCUCUACCUCUACACCAGCGAGAGCAUGCCUCGACGAGCCCAUUCAAACAUGCUGACAGUGAAGGCCCUGCAGGUGUGUCCAGAGUCUGGCCUUGGCAGUCCAGAGUGCUGUCUCAGGGUCAGCUUGUUGCCAUUAAGAUUAAACAUUGACCAGGAUGCACUGUUUUUCCUGAAGGACUUUUUUAGUAAUUUAGCAUCCUCUGUUAACCCAUACCUGCCAAUGGACCCCGCCACAGAGGUAAAAGCUGACUCCACACAAAAGGAGGAGGUUGAAACUGGAUUGGGACCUGAUCUUUCAGCCUCUGUGGAAACUACCUACAGUGAAAGGAGUUCAUCCUCUGCUGGCUCCACCUCCUCAUCUGACCAGCCCAUCUAUUUCCGAGAGUUCCGUUUUACCUCUGAAGUGCCUAUCUGGCUGGAUUAUCAUGGCAAACAUGUUGUCAUUGAGCAGGGAACAUUUGCAGGAAUUUUGAUUGGCCUGGCACAGUUAAAUUGUUCUGAACUUAAACUAAAGAGGCUAUGUUGCAGGCAUGGCCUUCUUGGUGUUGACAAAGUGAUCCAGUAUGCAGUCACUGAAUGGCUGGCUGACAUUCGGAAGAAUCAGCUGCCGGGCAUUUUGGGAGGUGUAGGCCCUAUGCAUUCUGUUGUACAGCUAUUCCAUGGCGUGCGUGACUUGUUCUGGUUGCCCAUUGAGCAGUAUAGAAAAGAUGGGCGCAUUAUUCGGGGUCUCCAGAGGGGUGCAGCAUCUUUUGGCACCUCUACUGCGUCAGCUGCUCUGGAACUGAGCAACAGGCUGGUUCAGGCCAUCCAGGCCACAGCAGAGACAGUGUAUGACAUCCUUUCUCCAACACCUCCUCUUAAUCGCUGUGCCAUCACUGAAGGCCGGGUGACAACCAGCAGGUCACGAAGGGCUGCCCAACCCGCUGAUCUAAGGGAAGGAGUUGCUAAGGCUUAUGACACAGUCAGAGAGGGGGUGAUUGACACAGCUCAGACUCUGUGCGAUGUAGCAUCUCGUGGACAUGAACAGAAGGGUCUCCCUGGUGCUGUGGGUGGGGUUUUACGGCAGAUCCCACCGACUGUUGUCAGACCUUUAAUAGUGGCAUCUGAAGCCACUUCCAAUCUGCUCGGUGGCAUGAGAAACCAGAUUAAGCCAGACGCACGGAAGGAGGAUUUCCUAAAAUGGCGCACAGAGGACAGCCAGGAAUGAUGGAAGAGACUUUUGUGUGAAUGUUUGUAUGUGCUUAUUAUUUUUGACUUGAAGGGAGCAAAUGCAGGGUUUAAACAUGUAUUUGCAUGUAUGUAUGUGCAUGGGUGUAUGGACUAACAAGUAUCUGGUAACCACAAACUACUACUGCAGUCAUUAACACCAUCUGUUUAACAUCUCAAUAAUACAAAAAUCAAAUACCUUUUUUCUUUCUCAUAUUUACAGGUUACUUUCUGUUACAAACAUAUUGCUAAUUCACACCAGAAUUCUUGCUAAAUCUUGAUAGUCUGAUGAUUUUAUUUUCCAAGACCUCAUCUACAUACUACUACUAGAAGGAAAUUUGUAAUAACUAGUGUCCCUAGGUUGUCUUGCAAAAUUUAGUUUGCAGCCUACCAGUCUUCUCAACUUUUAAACAGUAUUACCAAACUCAGCAGCACCUUGUUGAGAUCUUGGUGAAUUGCUGGUCAUGGGUAUUCAGUCUGUUAUGGUGAUAACAAAAAAUAAAGAUCCUCUAUGCUUUUGUUUAUUCGUGCCAUAUAACCUUGCCUGUUUGCAGUUGUUUCACUUAACAAACAACUGCCUUUCCCAUUGCAUCUAUCAUAUUUUUUUUCUGACAGACCUUUAUAAUUUGCUGUUUUAAUUGACAGUGGAAUUGGCUACAUUCAAUCUUCAUAAAUCCUUUGGCCAUGUCUUUAGUUGCCUUGUUCAGCAUUUUAAUCUUUUAACUUUUGUCAUAUUUAUGUUUGAGCAAUGGACAUAUAAAAACUGAGGGGAAAUGUGGGAUUUUAUGUUUUUGGAAUAGAUGUGAAGAGUGUGUGACAGCAUAUGAAAAUGCUAUCUUUGUGAGAGUAUGAUGCAUGCUUGUGAGGAUGACUGAUGCUAAUACUUCCACCAAGUGUGUAAUUUGUAUUUUCGUUUAUGUUAACUGUUUGAAUGACUUAACACAAAAAGAAAGUGUACAUCUUUAAUACAAAAAUCUCAAUAAAAAUCUGUCUAAAAACUGAAAA